CACCUCCCAAGGACAAACCUCACAACUCAAGGCCCGAGUCAAGAGAGUCUGAACGGAAGCUUGGUUUUCUCCUCCAGUUUGACUUUCGUUGCUAUAUUGAAAGACUCAAACUGGACCAUCCUUAGACAGGACAUUUGUCCUCAUGUCUGUUCAGCCUUUGUAAAAGACUUUGACAGGAUUCACUGGAAGUCUUUCUCUCCGCCCCACACAUACUGUGGAUUUUCUGCUUUGGCAUUUCGGUCACUUGGAAUGACCACUAACGUCUCGAGUUCUGGAACCUCUGGAUUUGAUCUAAAAGAAAUGCUGAUUUUAUGUUGAUGAGAAAAUGAGAAACAGUUUCUCUAUAAAAUUAUGGUGUCUUUAAGACUCUUGACGUGGAGAAGACCCACGUGAGAGAAACAAAUCUUUGAGCAGUGCAAGCAAGAGCCUCCUGGCCUAGCAGCCAAGACUUCCUCUGACCUCCUGCCAUGUACCCCAACCCUCUCAUCUACUGCACCUGCUGGGACCCUUGGAACCUGGGACCACGGAAGCUAAUCAAGACCCCUCGGCCACCAACCAAGACCUCCACAGGGAAACCCAAGCUAACUCCUCUUCCUCCAGCUGCAAAAAAACAAAGUUAUGUUCAACCAACAACAAAACCUUUUGUUGCCCCGAAAGUGACAGUCCAUUUAGGAAAACAAGAGGAGAGCACUGCAUUACCUACUGAAGUGAUAAAUGUGUCACCUGGCUAUCGCCUCAUUCGAAAUAGGGAGCAGAUUUCUGUCACCUUGGGAGAUGAAAUGUUCGAGAAGAAAAAGCAGUUGAAGUCAGAGAUCAUGGACAAAAUCAAAAUUUCCAGGGUUGAUAUCAUUACUGACCUAGAAGAGCAGAUCUCAGAGCUGACUGUGAUCAUUGAGCAAAUGAAUAGAGACCAUCAGUCUGCCCAGAAACUGCUCUCGGAUGAAAUGGCUCUCCACUGCGCGGAGAUGCAGGAGAACUUCGAAAACAAGAACAGGGAACUCAAAGAAGCUCACGCAGCAGAGCUCAGUCAGUUGGAGAACAGCUACAAAGCAUCGUUGAAAGCAGAGAAGCUGGCUGCCCAGGAAAAACUAGAUGAGAUGGGAAAGGAAUAUAAGUAUUUGAAGAAUUUGUUUCAUAUGUAUCAGGACAGCAUUUAUGAUGAAAUGGAGGACAAGUGGUCAAAGAAGAAGGCGGACUGGGAGAGGGAGGAGAAGUUGGAGCGGGAAAAGAUCCUGCUACAGCAGAAACAUAAAAUGACAAAAAAGUUUGAGUUAGAGUCAAUAGAAGAAAAGAAGAAAAUAAAUGACUCCUACAGUGCUGUCUUUGAGAACUUCAUUCGCGAGAAGGAGGAGCUAUUGAAACAACAUGAAAAUGACACCUUACAAUUAGAGGAGCUGAGAAAGACCAAACAGGUCAUGGAGGAAGAGUUGAAUACACAAGCUGUUAUCCUGGAAACACUUAACACUACCCUCUACCAAACCCAGAUGGAACUUCAGAAAGAGAAAGCCACAGUGGGAAAUCUGGAGAAAAUGUUCCAGAUCAAGCUUGCCGAAGCUGAAGAAAAGUUUAAAUAUACCAUACAGCUUCUGACAGAAGAGAACAUUCAUCUAAGGCAAAAAAUAAUUGCCAAGAAUGAAGAAAUUUAUGAAGAACGAUCUUGGAGGUCUACCUCUAUUUAUGAGAACGAUUCUGACAUUUUAGAAGAUGACAGCAAUGGAAAACAAGAAUUAUGAGCCCAAAAGUUGCUCUCCCAUACAAAAGAUGGCAGGAACACUGACUCUCUAGGCUUAGAGAACUCUGGUGAGGUUUUCUGGAAAAAGUGUAUUAUGAGUUUAGUUCCUGGAAUGCCUUGGUUCUACUUUUGUCUUUUCACAAUCUGCUUUCUUCUAAGUGAUUGGGAAUGUUUGAAUUCUCAUCUCAAUUAUACAGAUUUUCAAGACUCUUCAUUGAAAGGUGAUGUUCUCUAUAUCUGGAUCUGCUCUUUCUCUGGGCAAGGUACUAUUUUCUCUUCCAUAUUUCUGGAUUUCAUUAUGAAAACACUGAUCUGAAGAACUUCCUAUUAAAUAUUGACUACAUUUUGAAGUUUAGCUUUUGUCCCUUUGGGGCACUUUGCUAGCAAGAAUGAUAAUUGAUUCAAUUCCAAAAACCUUUUCUCUUACGUGUGUCUCCACUGCUCCAUUUCUCAGUCAUCUUUCCUGUAACUAUGAUUUGGGAAAAGUUUCUGAUGAUUGUUGCCACCUUCUCUAAAUAAUUACCAGAAUUCAAAUCCUCACAGGGCAGGCAACAUAAAUAAGAGAGGUGGACUGGACAUAAGGAAAAAUAAUCACAAAAACAACCACAGUGGUAAAUGGUAAUUGGCAGGAGCCUAAAUGUAGGGGAUGGGAUGGGGUGGUAGGGGGGAGUGGGUGAACCCAUCUUCUUGUGUGGCAGCACUGGAAUGGGAUUGAUGUGGUCAGAUAUUCUGAUUUUUAAAAACAAUAAAAGAUAUUGUGGUUUUUAUGUGACACUGUCCCAAUUUUUACAUAUGGGGAACGCAUUUUU
Messenger RNA from Lutra lutra (Eurasian river otter), 2541 nucleotides. It is a transcript of the gene FLACC1, whose product is annotated as flagellum associated containing coiled-coil domains 1. The record is from RefSeq and is a predicted model, not a curated record. Gene Ontology annotation, cellular component: sperm fibrous sheath; outer dense fiber; cytoplasm. The transcript has 15 exons. The coding region runs from base 468 to 1733 and encodes 421 amino acids. Lineage: Eukaryota; Metazoa; Chordata; Mammalia; Carnivora; Mustelidae.